This is a messenger RNA of Bursaphelenchus xylophilus (pine wood nematode), 1118 nucleotides long. The record is from the annotation of a GenBank genome assembly. NCBI's taxonomy places the organism in Eukaryota, Metazoa, Nematoda, Chromadorea, Rhabditida, Aphelenchoididae.
AUGACCAGCUCGGUUGUUCUGUUUCUUCUCUGCGGGACGGUGUUUGUGACCUCAGGGCAGAAUCUGAAGUGUUACUCGUGUGAUGGGAAGUGUGAUUGUAGAGAUCCCAGAGAGGAAUUGUGUCCGGAUUCCACCUUUUGCUACAUUUUGAGAAGUACGGCGGAUCGGAAAGGUAAGGUUUAAGCAUCUGAAUAGUUUUGCAAUAAAAUAUUGUUUUUGUAAACAAAUUUGAUAAAAAAUCCAAAAAGUGUUACGCAAGUGGUUGCAGUUGUUCGACGAGGAUGUGCCCUGAGUUGUAGAAGUGUGAAUGUAUUCGAUAAUGUGUGUGCCCUUUGUCGUGGGAGUUUCUGCAACAUGGAAGCCAAUGAGAGUAAGUACCACAUUCAGAAAAUAAGACUCUAGAUUACCAACCAUACACAAACUACGAUGAAUGCUUGGAAUAUGACAGGAAUGCUCAAGAGGUCAGAUCUAAAACCCCCAUCGGGCAAGAUGUGAGACCAACAAACGGCGAGAAGGGAGAAAGAAUUAUUAAUCCAAUUGGCCAGAAAGUUCAACAAAGUGGAGGAAUCGGGCAAGAUUUGACUCAAGAAAUUCUAACACGAGGUCGGGAAGAAAUUGUUUCCUUGAAUCGACCACAACAAGAUGUCUCAGCCGGUUCUGGGCCUAAUCAUAACAAUGGAAUCUCUGUUGGAGAAGGGACUCACGUCCAUCCAAGUGGGGAUGUUGGUGUCCAUCCAGGUGGAGUUGGGAAUGGGGCGGUUUUGGAUAGACAAACCGAGAUCGGAGAGAGGUCAGAGAUUGGGAACGAUGGCCAGAUUGGUCAAGAAGUCGGCUUUGAACCGGCAUUGGUUGGUCCGGCUGCCGCUUCAGCCAAUGGAAUUGGAAAUGGGGCUAAUAUAAAUCAUUAUGGAGAUACGGGAAAUGGAGCCGGGAUCGGACAUCCAAACUAUGGCCCGGCUCCCUCAGUCGUCGAUGGGGUUGGAACUGGCGCUGAAUUUAAGUAAGGUUACAAUUUGUUCCCUCUCUCAACAAUUAUUUUCAGUUCAUCUUCCGCGAUUGCUUCUUUUUCAACAAUUUUGUUUAUUUUAACCGUGCUUUACAAACAGUUAUCAAUGUGA